AUCUCAGUCUCCUUAGUAGCUAGGAUUACAGGUGUGAGGCAUCAAUACCUAGCAUUUGGAAUUACUUUUUGUAUAAAAAUUUGAAAGCUUGCUAUGAAGAACAUAUUUUGUCAUUUUUCACUUUCUUCCAGAUUAUAAUUUGGAAUUAUUUUGAAUGUAGCCUGUCUUGGUCUUCUUCUUUUUUUUUUUUUUUUAAUCAGUUUUGGUUUUUACCUUCUUGCACUUGAGAGCCUUUUCUAGCCAACAUAUAGAAGUAUAUCUGUAGGUCUGUAGGGACCAAACCGGCGUCAGGGUUGUUUGCUGUGGUCCUGUUUGUGUGGAAAGAAUGGUUAUUACCAGGGAAGGUUUUCCUUUUGUUUUACUUGCUAUCCAGAUGCUGCUCAGACUCUGGCUCUCGCACAGGAUCACAGUAUGGAUAUUCCAAGUCAAGACCAACUGAAGCAAAGUGUGGAGGUAAAGCCCAGUUCCAGGAAAAGAACUGAAGAAGGUGAUAUUUCCACACUACCUAUCUCACAGCAUAAACGCAGAAAUUCUAGAGGAGAUGAAGACUUGAUAGGAAAUUUAACUCAAGAUGAAACAUCUAGGCUGGAACUUGAUUUUGAGGAGUGGGAUGUAGCUGGCCUGCCUUGGUGGUUUUUAGGAAAUUUGAGAAACAACUAUACACCUAGAAGUAAUGGAUCAACUGAUUUACAGACAAACCAGGAUAUAGGUACUGCCAUUGUUUCAGACACUACAGAUGAUUUGUGGUUUCUAAAUGAGUCAGUAUCAGAACAAUUAGGUGUUGAAAUAAAAGUUGGAGCUGCUGAUUCUGAACCAGAAGUAGGGAAAGUGAAUGACAAAAAGGUGAUUGAAGUGGUAAAAAAUGAUGAUUUUGAGGACUCUAAGUCCUUAAAUAGUGAUACUGAUGUAGAAGUUACCUCUGAGGAUGAGUGGCAGUGUACUGAGUGCAAGAAAUUCAACUCUCCAAGCAAGAGGUACUGUUUUCGUUGCUGGGCCUUGAGAAAGGAUUGGUAUUCCGAUUGUUCUAAGUUAACUCAUUCUUUCUCCACGUCUGAUAUCACUGCCAUACCUGAAAAGAAGGAAAAUGAAGGAAUUGAUGUCCCUGAUUGCCGAAGAACCAUUUCAGCUCCAGUUGUUAGACCUAAAGAGGGAUAUGUAAAAGAAGAAAAUUCCAAACUUUUUAAUCCCUGUAACUCAGUGGAAUUCUUGGAUUUGGCUCACAGUUCUGAAAGCCAAGAGACUAUUUCAAGCCUGGGAAAACUAUCAGAUAACCUUUCUGAACACAGAACAGAUAUGGAAAGUAUAGAGGAUUGCCAGAAUAUCUUGAAGCCUUGUAGUUUAUGUGAGAAAAGACCUCGAGAUGGGAACAUUAUCCAUGGGAAGACAAGCCAUCUUACCACUUGUUUUCCAUGUGCUAGAAGACUAAAGAAGACUGGAGCUUCGUGCCCUAUUUGCAACAAAGAGAUUCAGUUGGUUAUUAAGGUUUUUAUAGCAUAGUUGAAUCAGUUGUAGAGAAAUAUUGGGAGGAUUAGGUCAUUCAUCAAACCAUCAGUAUUCUUGUGAGGCAGAGGCAGGAAGAUUACAGGUUUUAGGUCAUCUUGGUCUACAUAGUGAGACUGUCUCCAAAGAAAAGUAAAGCAAUCAGUAUUGUGCAUCUACUCCAUGUGGCCUACUGUAUGUGUUCAUUUGCUCAUGUGAACAUCUGUUUUGGGUCAUUUUUUGCCUCUCAUAUGAAAUUUGAGAAUAUUUUAGAACUAGAUAUCAAUCUGGGGACUAUAUGAACACAGUAAAAUAUGUAAGGCAUUUCAUUGUCCCUCCAAAGAUGACAAUUUGGGAGGAAACUUAUCAGUACAAACAAAAAUGCAUUCAUUUAUUUACUUACCAGAUUGUCUGAAGACUUAGUUCUUUAAUUGUUCUCUACCCUACUUUACAUUCUUCUGUUGUCAGAAUCCAAGGUAGUUAUUUAAAAAAUGCUAGGGGGCUGGAAAGUUGGCUCAGUGGUAGAGCACUUGCCUUGCA
Dipodomys ordii (Ord's kangaroo rat) is the source of this 2019-nucleotide messenger RNA. RefSeq names its product MDM4, p53 regulator (gene Mdm4). Gene Ontology annotation, molecular function: ubiquitin-protein transferase activity. Gene Ontology annotation, cellular component: nucleus. Lineage: Eukaryota; Metazoa; Chordata; Mammalia; Rodentia; Heteromyidae. The transcript has 6 exons. Gene Ontology annotation, biological process: negative regulation of apoptotic process; regulation of cell cycle; protein ubiquitination. The record is from RefSeq and is a predicted model, not a curated record. The coding region runs from base 412 to 1497 and encodes 361 amino acids.